Babesia microti strain RI is the source of this 780-nucleotide messenger RNA. RefSeq names its product conserved Plasmodium protein, unknown function. The transcript is spliced from 6 exons. Bases 1 to 780 code for a protein of 259 amino acids. NCBI's taxonomy places the organism in Eukaryota, Apicomplexa, Aconoidasida, Piroplasmida, Babesiidae. The record is from RefSeq and is a predicted model, not a curated record.
AUGGGUGACGAUUCUUGUGAUGAUGUUUCGGAUGGUCAAUCAAGUGGGAUUUUUGAAAAAAACCCUUCAAUUUUAACUAAAAGUGAGGGAGCAACAUCGGAGAAUACUGAAAGUACCCCCAAAAUUCAAUAUACACUCACACCUGAAGAAGCUCAACUUAAAGCAUUGGAAUUACAGAAAAAACUUAGAAAUGAACGAGAGAGAUGCGAAAAACGGAAUGAAUUGGAAAGGGAGAGAAAUAGAAUGGCGAUGGGCCAAGCCAUCCAACAGCAACGCGAGUUGUUUGCUGAACAGGAGAGGAAAAGACAGAUUGAAGAAACUUGUAAAAUGAAAAUGGAAUGGGAGAAAGAAAAACAGAUACAACUGGAUUUGUUGAAGAAGGAAUACAAGGAAAAAUUCGGAACGGACUAUAUUGAAGAGGAGGAUGUAGCGGAAGAAUUGAGCGAUAAUAAAAGAAGACAAAAACUUGCUUCAAUUUGUGGACGAAUAACAGUUAAAUAUAAGGAUUCCAAGGAUGUUCUAUGUUUAUGUAUCAAGAUCUUAAAACUAUACCUUUCAAACAUAAUAAAGUUUCCAUUAGAACAAAGGUAUAAGACAAUUAAAAAGUCAAAUGCUACCUUUUCCAAUAAAGUUAUCGGACCCAUACCUGAAAUUGCAGAGUUACUCGUUUAUUGUGGGUUUAAAGAAACAGAUACUGAAUUUAGGGUUGAAGGACAGGCCAAAAUUUACGUCAUGUCUUGUGCCAUAACUUAUCUUGACAUCAUUCUUAAACAAGAUUGA